CGGAACGGUCUACUGCGCUUAGAAAAAUAGAACUCCGCCGGAAAAUACUAUCGUGUUUUAAAAACAAACUCCCAAAAUAAUUAUAUAAAAAUAUUUAAAAAAUAUUCUAAAAACCAGUGCCAUAUAAAAAACUAAAGUGAAAAUGAUCAAGAGUGAGGAGGUGUCGGAUCGCUCGGUCAUGUCGAUGGAUCAGCUGGGCUACUACCACGAUCCCCGCGCCCAUCCGCCCUUCAGCCACACCCACACACACACCCUCCCCCCGCACAGUCACCCACAUUCGGGUCAUCUCUACAGAUCGGGAAAUAUAUUAACUGGCGGAAAUUACCAGACAAUGGGUGGCGCAGAAUCACCCACGGAGAUGGUGGACGAGAAGCCGAAUAUCGGCUACAUGGAACUGCAGCACUACAUGGAUGUCACGCCCACUGCCACGCCCGUUUCGGCCGCCCAGCAUUAUAGUUUGAGUGCGCUGCACAGCAUGGGAACACCGCCGGCAUCCUCGAGUCCCAUUCCGCCAUAUGGAGUUCUGAUGACGGCCCAUUCGGCGGGAUCCGCCUCGCCGCAAUCGAACUCCAAGACUCCGACGGAUCUGCCGCAGGAUCUGCAGUACGUGAGCUCCACAUCGAAGACCCAGCCGCUCCAGGUGCAACUGCAGCCGAUGAACCACCAGUAUGCCUCCACCAUAAAGUACUGUUCGAACAACACGAUCCUCAGUGCCAACGACUACCAACUGCUGACCAGCCACGAGGUGGAGCAGCAGCCGCCGCAGCAGGUGCAAACGCAGCAGCUCCAGCACUCGCCGGGGGGUGCCUACCUGCCCAGGAUCUCCGCCUCGCCCAGCCAGGUGAUCAGCAAUGCCCACGGAAUGCCCGUUCUGAGCUACUCCAGUUCGAGCUCCUCGCCCGCCAAGUCGCUCAACGGAUCGGACUCCUCGCCGCCCAGCCAGAAUCAGCAGGGCAACAAGGCAGCUGGAAACGGAGGUGGAGGAUCCUCUGGCAGCCAGGAUCCACCCAACACUCCGGACACCACCAAGAAGUCGGGCACCCGACGGCCCGAGAAGCCAGCCCUCAGCUAUAUCAAUAUGAUCGGACACGCGAUCAAGGAAUCGCCCACAGGGAAGCUGACCCUCUCCGAGAUCUACGCUUACUUGCAGAAGAGCUAUGAAUUUUUCCGAGGACCGUAUGUGGGCUGGAAAAACUCGGUGCGUCACAAUCUCAGCCUGAACGAGUGCUUCAAAAAGCUGCCCAAGGGAAUGGGAGUUGGAAAGCCGGGAAAGGGAAACUACUGGACCAUCGACGAGAACUCGGCGCAUCUCUUCGAGGACGAGGGCAGCUUGAGGCGACGUCCCAGGGGAUAUCGCUCCAAGAUCAAGGUCAAGCCGUAUGCCGGUCAUGCCAAUGGAUACUACACUGGCAGCUACGGGGAUGCGGGAAUGGACAAUGCCAACUUCUACGCCUCGCCCGCCUUCGCCAGCUAUGAUUACUCCUCGGCAGGAGCCAAUGGCGUCUCUCCGGCUGGCGGUCAAGGAUUCGGGGAUCCCUGGAACGCCCACGCCGCCCACAGUGGCUCCUCCUCGGUGGGCAUGGGCGUGGGUCCCCUGCCGCAGUACUCGAACAUAUCCUGCCGCGCCGGGGGAAAUCUCAACGGUUCCGCCUCCACGCCCCCGCUGGCCCACUCCGCCUUGGGAAUGGCCCCUUCGACGGCGGGCUCCUCCAAUUCUCCGCUGGGAUCCGCGGCGGCGCUUCAAAGCGAUUAUGCGCCAACCGCGAGUCUCGUGGCCGCUGGCUAUUCCUAUUCAAGUGCCGGCAGCUUGGAAAACGGUCUCCGCUCGUUUUCGCUGCAGCAGCUGCCCGGAUUGUCCAGCAUUCAGCAUGCACAGGCUCAGGCUCAGGCGCACCACCAUCACCACCUCCAGCACCACCAGAACCACCAGAGCACCCAGAACCACCAGAGCCACCAGAACCACGGAGCCAUCAACCAAAAUCACGGCUCCAUGACUCCGCCGCCAUCGCAACCGAGUGGCAAUCAUGUGAUCGACCAUUCGCUCAUCGAUCGCUAACCGGUUUACCUUUCACCGAUCACCCAACCCCAAAACCCAACUUCAAUGGCUCAGAAUGGCGGCGAUGGAUUCUACGAUGGCUUCACCAAUCGGCCUUUCUUGCGGGGCCAGCAUUGAUCAUUAUUACCUCAAAGGAUACAAUAAUCACGUUUAAUUAGGCUCUAAGUAGUGGCACACAAAAGAUAGUUGCAUAGUGCUUAGAAGGGAAUUUACACAUAAAUAAAUCUACU
This is a messenger RNA of Drosophila ficusphila, 2286 nucleotides long. RefSeq names its product forkhead box protein biniou. NCBI's taxonomy places the organism in Eukaryota, Metazoa, Arthropoda, Insecta, Diptera, Drosophilidae. Gene Ontology annotation, biological process: regulation of transcription by RNA polymerase II; animal organ morphogenesis. Gene Ontology annotation, cellular component: nucleus. The record is from RefSeq and is a predicted model, not a curated record. Gene Ontology annotation, molecular function: RNA polymerase II cis-regulatory region sequence-specific DNA binding; DNA-binding transcription factor activity, RNA polymerase II-specific.